AUGGAGGGCCGGAACAAGAUUCUAUGGACAUUCAUCGGCUUCGAGGGUCUCUACCUAGCCUGCGCCGUCCUGCACCUCAUUGUUCCUUUGACUACCCGCGCCUCACUCCGUCGAGCGCCCAUGAUUGAUAAUGUCGCUUCCGAUCUCCUUCUCGCCCACACCCCUCUCACCGCCUCUCUGGCCAACUCGAUCCUUAUGUUCAUUAUCUUCCUUAUGUCCCUCCCGGCCAUAUUCAUCCAGACAAACCACCACUGGUUGAUCAGCCACUUGUGGGGCAUCGUGAUCACUACUUUCUGUACCCUCGGAAUCGGCUUGCGCAUUUGGUUCGAGACGCUUGAAACGCACAAAAACCUCGAGCCGCUCUGGAACAGUCAAGAAGAAUUCGUGCAGUCCCUGCUCCAAAGCCGAUUCGAGUGCUGCGGUUACAACAAUCCCAGUCUGUUUGUCCGAGACCAAACAUGCCCUACGGCUGCAGUCGCUGCGCAACUUGGCCUCUGCAUGGCCCCGUUUGGCAGUUUCGCCAACCAAUUCUUGGACAUCAUUUUUACUCUUCUAUUUGGAUUUUGUGCCAUCGAUCUAUUGCUGCUGUUGGCUACCAUGUGUUUGAUCAAGGAUCGCAAAGAGAGAGAGAGAUUUAGGAAGAUAGAUAUGAAGCUCGGCGGUAUGCAGGUGCUGUAG
This is a messenger RNA of Cyphellophora europaea CBS 101466, 678 nucleotides long. RefSeq lists its product as uncharacterized. NCBI's taxonomy places the organism in Eukaryota, Fungi, Ascomycota, Eurotiomycetes, Chaetothyriales, Cyphellophoraceae. The transcript is spliced from 2 exons. Bases 1 to 678 code for a protein of 225 amino acids. The record is from RefSeq and is a predicted model, not a curated record.